Molecule: messenger RNA, 1111 nt
Organism: Chironomus riparius
Lineage: Eukaryota; Metazoa; Arthropoda; Insecta; Diptera; Chironomidae
Source: the annotation of a GenBank genome assembly
UAAAUGCCGAUUGUUGGACAACGAUAACAACAAGUUGUUCAAAGUUCGUUUACUUAGCAAAUUAAAAUAUAAAUUUGAUUUUUCAAGCUGAUUUUGUGGUUUAAGAUUGGAAAAAAGCUAAGAUUUUUAUUGAAUUAAAUACUUAAGCUGUAGUUCCACUCCAAAGCAGUUUAGUUCUCCAAUUCCAGUCCAACUCAACACCAUUAAGGCCACAACAUCAUGAAAUUCUACUACAAUCCACUGUCACAACCAUCAAGAGCUCUUUACAUCUUCUUAAAAAUGAACAACAUUCCAGCCGAAUUCAUCACAGUUGGUCUACAAACUGGUGAGCAUUUGUCAGACGAGUUCAAGGAAAUCAACAGAUUCCAAAAAGUUCCAUGUAUUGUUGAUGAUGACGGUUGGAAGUUGGCUGAGAGUGUUGCUAUAUUUAGAUACCUAAUGACUCAAUACCCCCAAAUAUCAACCAACUGGUACCCAUCAGACCCCCGAACUCGAGCAUCAAUCGAUGAAUACUUAGAAUGGCAACACAACAACACCAGACUUGGCUGUGCUAUUUACUUCCAAAUUAUGAAAAAGAUCGGACCAUUUGCCAAUCAGCCUGACGAGAGCUUCCUGCACAUUUUUAAAUUCUUGAUGGAAUCGACGCUUGAAACUUUUGAGAAUGUUUGGCUGAAAGAAAAGAAAUUUUUGGCAACUGACGAUGAAAUUUCGUUUGCUGAUAUUUUGGCGGCUUGUGAGAUUGAACAGCCUAGGAUGACUGGAUAUGAUGUCUUUGAAGGUAGACCAAAGUUGAAGGAAUGGUAUGAGAGAGUUAAGGAUGCAACGAAGGGUUACUAUGAUGAGGCUCAUGCUAUUGUUAAUAGAAUUAUUGCUAAAAGUCAGAAGGCUAAGUUGUGAAAGGGGUCGAACUUAAAUUUUGUGUAUUUUUUUAAAAUAAAAAAAUGUGGUUUUUUGGAUAAUUGAAUUUUUUUGGUAUUUUUGGUAAAGGGCUGUUCAUAAAUGACGUCUAUAUGAUUUUUUGAUACCGCUUUUCACAUAGUGUGUAUGAAAAAUAAUUAGUUUUUAAGAACUCUCAAAUUUUAGAACACCCCCCUCCCUCCGGUCAUUGAAA